AUGAAAGUAGCAAAUUGUUUCCUAACAUUUGUUUUUGUGCAGGUUACGACGGGGAUUCCGACAUCGAGGAGUCAUGGUUUUACCUCGUCAGACUUGCGGUCUGUUCACGCAUACGCUGCUCUUAGAACGGUUCCCCGGUGGCAGGCAGCGACUAGAGCGUUCGAUACAUUGUUUCAGACUGUCAUUAAUGACCCUAUCAACAUCUUCAUGACAAAUAUAUCGAACUAUGACAACGACCGGCUCGCGCUUUACACGUUCGAGUCGGUUGUAAAAUUCCUACGUUGCUGGACGAACGUACGACUGGCUUCAGCGCCGCCUCUCGCACUUGCCGACAAGGCGUAUUUGUGGUAUCAACACAUACGAUCGCACGGUGACCCCGUCUCUAAAAAAUUUCAUACCAUCAUUACGGCGAACGAUUCCGCCCCCAAGCCGCUUAAAGAUUUAAGCCGGGACCUUUGCGAGACGGACUCGAUUCUCUUUGGAGCCACAGUGGCAGUUUGCCGUAUUAUUGACGCCAAACUUCCCAUGGCUGGACGCGCUACUACACAAAGUAACGCCAUCCCAGCCUGGAGAAAAAGAAUCGAGGACCGUAUCGCAAAGGCAAGGGCCCUUAUCGGCAGACUGACAAGCUUCAGGUCGGGUAAUAAUAGACCGAGGAUUGUGCGCACCGUAAGGAUGGCGUUUGCUGAUUUACAAACUGAUCAUUUGUCCCAGCCGGAUAUCACGCAGAAACUAACGGAGCGCAUAGACGACCUGAAGCAAAAGAUUGCUGCUUGGGGGAAGCGGAUUCGACGAUUUUCCGAGGGGUCAAGGCGGUUCAACCAGAAUCGUCUCUUCCAGAGUGAUCAGAAGAGGCUCUACAAAUCAUUGGAGCGACCAAAGGUAUGUGGAGCGGGCCAAGGAACGGACCAGGCUGACAUUGUCGCAUUCUGGCGUGGCCUGUGGUCAGAGCCCGUAAACCACAGCGAGGGCCCUUGGAUGGAAGUUGUGGCGAGCCAGGGUGCGAGUGUUACGCCUGUGGACCCCAUCACCAUAACGCCAGAAGACGUGGCUGAGGCGGUCCGUAGGGCCCCGAACAGGAAAAGUCCGGGGCUCGACGGGCAUCUGCAUCAUUACUGGCUGAAGGGGUUCAUAGUGUGUCACGCUGUGCUCGCCCGACAGUUUCAAGAGGCUCUCGACCAGAAGUCACUCCCGAGCCUCUUCACUACUGGGAUCACUCACUUGGUUCCUAAAGACCAGGAUACCACAGACCCGAGCAAAUACCGCCCCAUUACGUACAAAAGAAAGAGAACUCAUGAUGUCAGCAAGCGCGUAUCUAGAAUAGAACAGCAGCUGAAAGCCACACCGGUCAUCGAAGCACGUAUCUCUGAAUUAGAAACUAAACUGGCUGAAUUUGAACAAAAAUCUCGAAAUUGUAACAUUGAGAUAAGUAAUCUGCCUGAAAAACGAAGCGAGAACUUAAAUACAAUUACUGGAUAA
Messenger RNA from Parnassius apollo (apollo), 1479 nucleotides. The record is from the annotation of a GenBank genome assembly. Lineage: Eukaryota; Metazoa; Arthropoda; Insecta; Lepidoptera; Papilionidae.